CAUUUACGCGUAAUGACUGAGAACGACGCUGGAGGAAUUGCUAUUACUUUCAUUGUGUUUCUGUUAUUUGUGCAGUGAUUCGACACCGUAAUAGGGAGGGGUUUAGAAAUAUUUUGCUUUACAUCUGUUUAUACAUUAAUUACCUAGUGCAGAUUAUUGAUUUGUCCGGCGUUCGAAUAGCGGUGCACGUGGGUGCGCGGGAAACUGGAAGUUCAGUAAGUAACUAGGGUACAAGCAUGGAAAACAUGGAAGUUAAUGCUGAGAAAGUAGAAAGCCUAAAACAAAUGGCAAAUGAUGAGAAGAGUGCCAAGGAAGUUCAUGUUGAUGACAUGACAUCUAGAGAUUAUUAUUUUGACUCUUAUGCACAUUUUGGAAUACACGAAGAAAUGUUAAAGGAUGAAGUCAGAACACUGACCUACAGAAAUUCAAUGUUUCACAACAAACAUUUGUUCAAGGGGAAGACUGUUCUGGACAUUGGCUGCGGGACUGGUAUUCUGUCAAUGUUUGCAGCAAAAGCAGGUGCUGCACGUGUUAUUGGUAUUGACUGUUCUAAUAUUGUUGAAUAUGCAAAACAGAUUGUUGAAGCAAACCAGCUGAGUGAUAUCAUCACAAUAGUGAAAGGAAAGGUGGAAGAAGUAGAACUUCCCCAUGGCAUUGAAAAUGUGGACAUCAUAAUCUCAGAGUGGAUGGGAUACUGUCUCUUUUAUGAAUCGAUGUUGGAUACAGUUCUCUUUGCUCGAGACAAGUGGCUUCGUCCUGAUGGUUUACUGUUCCCAGAUCGUGCAACGUUAUUUAUUUGUGGAAUUGAAGAUCGCCAGUACAAGGAUGAAAAAAUCAAUUGGUGGGAUGAUGUUUACGGUUUUGACAUGAGCUCAAUUCGUAAAGUUGCAAUCAGCGAACCACUAGUGGAUGUUGUUGACCCCAAACAGGUGGUUACAAACGCAUGUCUUCUGAAAGAAGUUGAUUUGUACACUGUUCAGAAAGAGGACUUACAUUUUACGGCACCAUUUCAUCUUCAGGUGCGACGGAACGACUACAUUCAAGCGUUAGUGACAUUUUUUAACAUAGAGUUCACAAAGUGCCAUAAACGUAUUGGUUUCAGCACUGCUCCAGAGGCUCCGUACACUCAUUGGAAGCAGACAGUAUUUUACUUUGAUGAUUAUCUUACUGUGAAGAAAAAUGAGGAAAUAUAUGGUGUGUUCUCAAUGAAGCCGAAUGCUAGAAAUAAUAGGGAUCUGGAUUUUACCAUAGAGCUGGACUUCAAAGGCGAGCUCGGUGAAGUGCAUGAAAGUAAUGUGUAUCGCAUGCGCUAGGUUGUCCUAUUUAAAUGGAAUUGUUAUUUAAGUGACUCAGUGGCCCGACUUGUCAAUUUUAGUAUUGAAAGUUGUUAAUAACUUUCAGUAUGUGUUUUGAAACACAAACAUCCAUGUGCCACGGGGUCUUCAUCAGAGUAUAGAAGCUAGCGUGAUACGUAUCCCUUUUUUGAAAAGUAAAUAUUUAUAAGAGACAAAAAGUGAAAUGCUGCCAAAUACUCUUGAUCAGAUUUUGUGCACAUGUAAGUUUGAUCUUCCAUACAACAAAUAAAGAUCAUGGACUUCUUACAGUAUUCAGAAGAAACACUUUUUACAAGUUGUCUUAAAUUUAAAAAAUACAAACUCCAGUUUUUAUAAGCUGAUGUAAAAAUCUUGAUGUGAAAAGAAAGGCUGAGAGACAAAUCUUACUGAAAUUAUGUCAAGUAACUUACAAUAAAGGCUGAUGAAUGUCA
Molecule: messenger RNA, 1765 nt
Organism: Schistocerca serialis cubense
Lineage: Eukaryota; Metazoa; Arthropoda; Insecta; Orthoptera; Acrididae
Gene: Art1
Product: protein arginine N-methyltransferase 1
Exons: 5
Coding region: 237-1313 (358 amino acids)
Biological process (GO): peptidyl-arginine methylation
Cellular component (GO): nucleus
Molecular function (GO): protein-arginine N-methyltransferase activity
Source: RefSeq, a predicted model, not a curated record